Messenger RNA from Pangasianodon hypophthalmus (striped catfish), 1036 nucleotides. RefSeq lists its product as uncharacterized. Lineage: Eukaryota; Metazoa; Chordata; Actinopteri; Siluriformes; Pangasiidae. The coding region runs from base 1 to 657 and encodes 218 amino acids. The record is from RefSeq and is a predicted model, not a curated record. The transcript is spliced from 6 exons.
AUGCUUUUAACUGAGGUCAAAGAUGGAGACAUCAAGAGUCGCUCUCAUCGCUCUCGUGUGUGUUGUGUUCUCCAGUCAGAAGAGGAUCUCUGGAGCAGAAGUGGAGAUGAGAGUCAGACGAGGAGACGACGUCACUCUCUACUGCGACUGUGCAACACACAGGAUCUGCUGAUUAAGAACGUCACAGAAGCAGAUCUGGGCCUGUACUACUGCGCUCUACAUGAGACAAAUAUUUCAAAGGAUAAAAACGGCGUCAUCAUCAGCAGGGACGUGUAUCAUUACGGAAACAGAUCCACUCGACUCUCUCUACUCGCAGAACCCUGUCGCAGUGUGUGUGAGCCGAGUGUAUCAGAGCUGAGUGUUAGCUGGAAGCUGGUGUUCAGUGUGUGUGUUGUGUGUGUUCUCCUCUCCUCACUCCUCUCCUCCAUCUGUGUGUACUGCCUCUGCACAAACACCACUAAAGGUACUCACACACUCGCUCUAAUCACUAACACUGUUUCAGCAUUAAAUACAACAGGAAUUAAAGCUGCUGUUGGAAAAUCCUUUGUUGGUCAGCAACAUUUACACACAACAGAAAUAUCUGAAUUCACUUCACACCACAGCGCUGUUGAAUUCUGGAUUGUGAUUGGUCAGAAACUGUUGAUGAAUUUUCUAUAAGACUUCACAGUCUUUGUUCUUCUACAGAAUAAAGGCUCAGACUGUACUCAUGAGAUGUUCUAAUGUCUCAGUGUUCCUCAUUCCCAGUGUGGAGACGCUUCUCUUUGUUUUUUCUCCUCAGGUUCUGAAAAGAGGGGAGAGCCACUCACUGAAAAUGACUUUCAGGUGCAUCAGUGUGAGAGGAGUGUAAACGGGGAGUUCUGUUGUCACACUGAAGUCUUUUACACACUUCAGAAACCAGCAAUCAAAUCAGACUAAACGCACACACACACACACACACACAAACACACACACACUUGCUCCACUUGUUUGCUUUAUAAUGUGCACUUGUUAAUAGAUGAUUAGUGUAUGUUUGUGAUUGCAUUUGUAAUAAAUACUA